This is a messenger RNA of Penicillium coprophilum, 1359 nucleotides long. Its product is annotated as fungal specific transcription factor domain-containing protein. The record is from RefSeq and is a predicted model, not a curated record. Gene Ontology annotation, cellular component: nucleus. Gene Ontology annotation, molecular function: transcription cis-regulatory region binding; DNA-binding transcription factor activity, RNA polymerase II-specific. The transcript is spliced from 4 exons. NCBI's taxonomy places the organism in Eukaryota, Fungi, Ascomycota, Eurotiomycetes, Eurotiales, Aspergillaceae. Bases 1 to 1359 code for a protein of 452 amino acids. Gene Ontology annotation, biological process: regulation of DNA-templated transcription.
AUGAAUCUUAUCCAAGAGAUCCGCCAGAACAUUACUUUAUAUGAACAACCCUCGACUGGCGAUGAUAGUGCUGAAGACAUUAUAAUCAACGGCAUAGUUUCCGAAGAACUUGCUACCAUGCUUCUUAAAGGGUUCUCAAAAUUAUCCAACCGCUGGUUAUUCAUGAGUACAGAUCCCGUCCAAUUACGCGCAAAAUCGCCACUCUUAUUUGGUACUUGUAUCCUAGCUGGUCUCCAUAUCACUCCCUCCUUGCACGGGUCAUCAACGCAUCAAGCUUUAUAUCGCCAUAUUCACGGACUGCUGGGCCAGGCACAUCUUUCUUCCACUGCCUCGCUCGACACAAUACAGUCCAUGUUGAUUUUCUCCAUGUGGGAUCUACGACCAACUUUGGGCCCUGACCAUGGUAGCUCGUGGCUUCUUAGUGGCACGGCGGCUAUGCGGGUGAUUAUGACUACUACAUUUGGGCAGCUUUCAAAGACAAGCGAUGCUGAUGGACGUGAACUAGCGCAAGCGCAGGAAAUCAUGCGCACGUGGAAUCUAAUUUGCCUCUGCCAGUUACAGUUUUCUGUAGGCUCUGGUCGCCCACCAAUCAUAUCCAGUCAGUACUUUGACGAAUGCAUCAAGGUCCUCGACUUUCCAUCCUACAAUGCGCGUGAUGAACUUGUAUUGGCUGGAGUCAGGUUAUACCGACUCCUUUGGGAGAUCAUAAGCUCAAACGUGAUACAAAAUGGAAGGGCUGUUUGGCCCGAGAUCGACAAUUUGCGAACGUCCCAGGAGAACAUUUAUAAGCUCGAUUCCUCUGAGCCACUACGGUUUGCAUACUCAUGCGCCUACCUGAUCUUAGCACGUCGAACACUCCAACAUAUGGGCGACACUCAAACGGAGAAAAUUAGCGACUCCGGAAUUACCCUAGAGAGACCAGCACUCCCGUUAAUUCGAUUUGCCAUUAGCCAAUCGCAUCAACUCUUGAAUCUGUUUGUUUCCAUGUCGGAUCUGACAACUUACAUCCACCCUACUUACGAAAACGUGCUUUGUUCCUUUGCAAUGGUGACACUGGCCGAGUUUGUGACUCAUUUAGAUGACGUCGGAAGUAUAAUCAUAUUGAUGGAACAAGCCGUCUCACAUAUUCAAUGCGGAGGAAAAGCCGAGCCGGUGAGCCGGUGGUCUCUGAACAUCAUGAAACAACAUGUUGCGGAUAAGGUUGAGCAUGAAGAUUGUGUGAAUUCAAUGGGAGAGAACACGGGUAUUUGUAUGCCACAGUCAGUUCAGAAUGUUACUGAGCCCUGGCUUUUCAAUGAAUGGGGUAUCGAGCAGGAGUUUCCAUCCCUUGAGGAUAUGUUCUUUGGUAAUGUGAUUUGA